AAUCAGCUUCAAAAACUACGUUAGACGAUGUGCUUCACAAAUUCUUAAAGUUAAAAAAGAAUUUUCGAACCAUCUUAAGUGAAGGUGACCGUUAGCUGGACAGGCCGAAUUACAAUUGUAGCUUGUGGAAUUGGUGCUUAUAUAUCAAGAGGUAUUCGAUUUUCACGAUUUGAUUCAAAAUUAGUCGGUCAAAUAGGUAAUUUAUCAAAUAUGUGCGAAAAACAAUUAAUUCAAAAUAGUAAAAUUGUAAUGAAAGUUGUUAGCAAUAAUUUAUGGACAAAAGAUCAAAAUUUAAGAGAUAAAACUGAUAAUAAUGUUCAAAAACGUAUUAUUGAACCGUUACUUCAAUAUGGUGCAAAUUAUUUUAUAAGAAAAUUUGGAAGAGGAAUUAGAAAUUAUUAUCAGACAAAAAAAGGUGAUAAAAUUUUGAAUAAAUUUCAAAAAGCAAAACUUGAACAUUAUGAAAAAUUGAAAAAAAUUGAAGAUUUAAAAAUAAAUAAUGAUGAUGGAAAAAAUGAAUUAAGACAACAAGUAUUAUCAAAAUAUAAUGAUCAAUUAUUAAUUUUUAUGAACAAAACACGAGAUCCAGAAUUAUUUUGA
Messenger RNA from Didymodactylos carnosus, 600 nucleotides. The record is from the annotation of a GenBank genome assembly. Lineage: Eukaryota; Metazoa; Rotifera; Eurotatoria; Philodinida; Philodinidae.